Seminavis robusta is the source of this 1316-nucleotide messenger RNA. The record is from the annotation of a GenBank genome assembly. NCBI's taxonomy places the organism in Eukaryota, Bacillariophyta, Bacillariophyceae, Naviculales, Naviculaceae.
UUUUCCCCACCAUCACUUUUCUUCCGCACCACAGAACAAAACCAAGAAAAGCAAAGCCCAUUACUUUUGUCUACUGUAUCCAUCCAUCCAUCCAACUAAUCUCUAUUCAUUAUCACUACCAUGAUCCGAUCUCUGAUAUCCAAGGCAUCCUUGUCGUCGUCGUCCAGACUGACCAUCAGACAAUGCAAUCCAAUGCGAGCGUCCAGUUCGCUGCCUCCCCGAAAAGAACGCUUUUUCCCAUCCUCGGAAUACCCCACCGACACGAUGAUCCAGCGUCAAAACAGUUCGGCGGCGGCCACUGAUGAUAGCAACACGCCUAAUACUAUUCAGUUCGAAAAGGUGGCCUUUUUGGGAACGGGCAAAAUGGCACAGGCCAUCAUGUCGCCACUCAUCCAGACGGGAUUACAGCCGGCCGAAAAGGUGUCCAUUUUCGAUGUCAGUGUGGCACAAAUGAAACAAGCAUCGGAACAAAAUCCAGGAGUCGUCAUGGCACAGUCCAUUCCGGAAUUGGUCGAUGGAGCCGAUCUACUCGUGUGUGCCGUCAAGCCACAAAACAUUACCGAAGGAUUGUGCAGUGAACUCCGCAAAGCCAACAUUCCCGAAAAUGCCACACUCUUGUCGGUCAUUGCCGGAUUGCCACUUGACAUGUAUUAUGCCACGGGAUAUCAAAAGAUUGUACGAAGCAUGCCCAAUACACCCGCCAUGAUUGGAAGAGGAAUGACGGUAUGGUGUUGCACGGAAAAUAUGACUGUCAAUGAACGAGAUGGCAUUAAUCAAGUACUCGGGUGUUUGGGAAAGACGAUCUUUGUCGACGAAGAGAAAUACGUUGACAUGUCGACAAGUAUCUCCGGUUCAGGUCCAGCUUAUAUCUUUAUGCUCAUGGAGGCCAUGAUUGAUGCCGGUGUGCACAUGGGUUUUCCACGGGACAAGGCCACCACUUUGGUAUACCAUACUCUGUUGGGAUCCACGCUUUAUGCCAUGGAAACAGGCGAACAUCCCGCCAUUCUCCGCAACAAUGUCACCAGUCCCUCGGGGACCACUGCCAGUGCCCUCUAUGAACUAGAAAACGGACGAUUCCGAACCGUAAUCAAGGACGCCAUGUGGGCAUGUUAUCGAAGAAGUUUGGAAAUGGGUGGUCAUGAAUCCAAUGUCGGACCUGGCCGAGCGCCCGUGCCAGAAGGACGGGUCAUUCAACAAUUCUUGGACGAUCAUGAUGAUCUCAAAGUCAGUAUUCAGAAAAAGGGAGACGCAUCCGACCAUGAGCCAAAAAUGUAACUAGCUAGCUAGUAGUGAAAUGGGUUGUUGGUUCUACUAGC